GUGAUGUGUAUGGACUCGUAUGAUAUGUCACAUCUGGAACACGAGGCCCUGCUUUUGGUGGUGACGUCCACUUUCGGAAAUGGAGAUCCGCCAGAAAACGGCGAAGUAUUUGCCCGACAGCUGCAGGCCAUCAAAAUGACCGGCGAAACGACGCCCGACAUCGAGAGUGUCCGCCAUAUAUCAGCCACUUAUCUGAGAAUAUCGGUCGACUCGUCGGAUGUGCCCAACUCUGGCAUCAAUGAUAUGGACAACAUUAACCCUAUCGGCCCUCUAAGCAAUAUAAGAUUUGCAGUGUUUGGGUUGGGAUCGAGCGCUUACCCCAACUUCUGUGCGUUUGGCCGCUAUUUGGACACAAUGUUGUCUGAAUUGGGCGGCGAACGGAUCCUGAAGGUGGGCAGCGGUGAUGAGCUGUGCGGUCAGGAACAGUCAUUCGGCGACUGGGCGUCCAUCGCCUUUGAGGUCGCCUGCGAUGUCUUCUGCAUAUCAGAUGAUCUUAAUCUGAAGGAAGUGAUGAAAUCAGCGACUCUUAAGCCCCAAAUAUGGUCUAAAGAUAAUGUAAAACUCGUACCAUAUUAUGGAAACACCAUUCAAGACAUUUGCAAAUGUCUGUCAAAGGGUCCGUCGAGACAAGCGAUUGAGUAUAAGAUGAUGAAUAGGGUUCCCCUACAAGACGGCGAGAUUGACGGCCGGACCACAGUUUUGGUCGAAUUAGAGGCCAUUAAUGCUCGACAGACGUCCACUUUCUAUAUGCCGGGCGACCAUUUGGGUGUGUAUCCAGAGAACCGACGUGAACUCGUGGACGACAUACUCGCACACUAUAGCGACGACUAUAAUGUGGAUCAAGAGUACAGUAUAUUUGUUAGAGUGAAUCAAAUGGACGACAAGAAUAACGGGACGGAAGCGGAGAAAUGGAUUCCCAACGAGAAGUUGGCGAUCACUUCACUGCGAGAGGCGUUGACCAGAUAUAUGGACGUCACGACUCCGCCGACACAACAGUUACUCACUCUGUUUGCCGUUAACGCCACGAACCCGUCGGAUAAGGCGCGACUCAAGCAGUUGGCCACCGAUUCGGCCCGAUAUGAAGAGUGGAAGGCUUCGUGUUUUCCAAACCUUCUGGAAGUGCUGAAUGAGUUCCGGUCGCUAAGACUUCCUCCUGAGUUAAUCCUCACACAAUUGCCUCCAAUUCAGUCGCGAUUUUAUUCGAUAUCGUCGUCACCGUUGAUGAGUUCUUCGGCGCGCAUCGAUCUGACUGUGGCUGUCGUCAAAUACGUGACCCAUUCGGGUGCCCAACACUACGGCGUUUGCUCUAACUAUUUAAACGAAAUCAAAAGCGGGCAUUCGGUCUAUGGGUUCAUCCGAUCGGCGCCCAACUUCCGGCUCCCCGACGACCGAACGGCACCCAUAAUAAUGGUCGGACCCGGCAGUGGAAUCGCUCCCUUCCGCGGCUUUUGGCAGCACAGGUCCAAACUGAUUGAGACAAAGCGAGAGGACCGCAACAAACUGAGCAAGAUGACUUUGUUCUUUGGCUGCCGAUCGCCAUCUAUGCAAUUGCACGCCAAAGAGGUUCAGAUGAUGGUCAACAACGGCAUCAUUUCGCAGAGUUUUAUAGCCUAUUCCCGAGUUUCCGGACAUUCAAAACGUUACGUUCAGGACUGUCUGAAGAGUCAAUCUCAACAGAUAUACCACGAGUUGAUCCACGAAAGGGGACACUUCUUUGUUUGCGGUGAUGUUUCGAUGGCUGAAGAUGUCUGCAAAACCUUAAAGUUUAUACUAAAAGACAAUGGUAUCGAUGACCCGGAGAUAGCACUCCUCUCAUUGAAGGUAUUUGACGCCCGAUAUGUCACUACUGCUCGUGAGAUGUUUGAAGCGCUCUGUAAUCAUAUAAAAUAUGCCACAAAUAAAGGAAAUCUGAGGUCUGCGAUCACUAUAUUUCCCCAGAGGAUCGGCAAAAGAGAGUUCAGAGUAUGGAAUCUGCAGUUGAUUUCAUACGCCGGGUAUGAGAACAUAGAGACGGACGGUUCGGGCGCACAGACACCGACGCCCUCCUCCCAAAUCAUCGGCGAUCCCAUGAAUGUGGAGUUCACUCAAUUGUGCGAAAGACUCGGAUGGAAAGGAAAGCGUACGAAAUGGGAUGUAUUGCCUCUCGUGCUGUCAGUUCCCGAUGAAGAUCCACAAGUAUUCACACUCCCGGAGGAACUGGUGCUACGCGUGCCUAUCUCUCAUCCGAGGUGUGUCUAUAUGUCCUUUCAUUCACUAAAUACCCGACAAAUUCCGUUUAAAUGCUUUGAGGAGUUGGAUAUCCAGUGGUAUGCGUUGCCGGCCGUGUCUAACAUGAUGUUUGACGUGGGAGGCCUGGAAUUCCCUGCCUGUCCAUUCAGUGGCUGGUAUAUGGUGACCGAGAUCGCCACCAGAGAUUUAUGCGACCCUCAGAGAUAUAAUAUUCUCGAGGAAGUGGCGGUACGGAUGGGUUUGGAUGUGCGGACCAACUCUUCGCUGUGGAAGGACUUGGCUAUUGUCGAGUUGAACAUCGCUGUGCUGUUCAGCUACCAGAAGGCCAACGUGACGAUCGUCGACCACCACACGGCCGCCGAGUCAUUCAUGAAACACUUGGACAACGAACAGCGGUUAAGGGGCGGCUGUCCGGCCGACUGGGUGUGGGUCGUGCCGCCCAUAUCCGGGUCACUGACGCCGGUGUUUCAUCAGGAGAUGUUGUACUACGAGCUGAAGCCGUCGUACGAGUAUCAGGAGCCGGCGUGGAGGACACACGAGUGGCACAUCACUCCCGGCGCCCAACUGUCCCGCAACAGCACUAACGGGACGGGAACUCCACGCAAAUUGCGGUUCAAAGAGAUCGCCCGAGCGGUCAAAUUCACGAGCAAUCUGUUCGGCAAAGCGCUGUCCAAACGGAUCAAAGCGACCAUUUUGUACGCAACGGAGACCGGAAAGUCUGAACUCUUCGCCAAACGCUUGGCCCAUAUAUUCCUCCACGCGUUCAACGUUUCC
Medioppia subpectinata is the source of this 3003-nucleotide messenger RNA. The record is from the annotation of a GenBank genome assembly. Lineage: Eukaryota; Metazoa; Arthropoda; Arachnida; Sarcoptiformes; Oppiidae.